Molecule: messenger RNA, 483 nt
Organism: Frankliniella occidentalis (western flower thrips)
Lineage: Eukaryota; Metazoa; Arthropoda; Insecta; Thysanoptera; Thripidae
Exons: 1
Coding region: 1-483 (160 amino acids)
Source: RefSeq, a predicted model, not a curated record
AUGUGUUCAAAAACAAUUGAAAGAGUUGUUGCCCCCUGCCUGCUUGAGGAAAUGAUCGCCGAUAUCGGUGAUCACUUCUACUCUCUGAUUAUCGACGAGUCAACAGACGCUACUACCAUUAGGCAACUAGCGCUGUGUGUAAAGUACUACAGCAGAAAGUACAAGAAGUUUCUUGUGGAAUUUCUGGGUCUCAUUGAGACGCCCGUCGCCACAGCCGAUAAGCUCUAUGAAGUUGUCACAUUGUACCUCACUACUAUUGGCUUAAAACUUAACCGUCUCCUGGGUCUCGGCACCGACAGAGGAGCGAACUUGUGCGGGUGCAAUCAUUCCCUCUACACGCUUUUGAAGAAAAUCCAUUGCCCCUGGCUGAUGCUUGUCAGGUGUACAUGCCACUCGCUGGACAAAGCGGCUUCGUACGCCAGCAAGGAGCUUCCAGAUACCCUGGAGUUUCUCCUUAGAGUCAAAGAAUCAUUUCAAGAAUAG